This is a messenger RNA of Phragmites australis (common reed), 438 nucleotides long. RefSeq lists its product as uncharacterized. The record is from RefSeq and is a predicted model, not a curated record. Bases 1 to 438 code for a protein of 145 amino acids. NCBI's taxonomy places the organism in Eukaryota, Viridiplantae, Streptophyta, Magnoliopsida, Poales, Poaceae. The transcript has a single exon.
AUGGGGUUGGUUGAUAAAACUUUGUUCACCCUUGGAUAUGGUAAUGAUUUACUACCUAUUCAGAUAUACGUGGAUGAUAUUGUUUUUGGUGGAUCUUCGCAUGCUCUUGUGCUCAAGUUUGCAGAAACUAUAAGUAAGGAAUUUGAUAUGUCAAUGAUAGGUGAGAUCAACUUCUUCCUUGGACUUCAAAUAAAACAAUACAAGCAAGAUACAUUUGUCUACCAGACGAAGUACACUAAGAAUUUACUAAAGAAAUUUGACAUAAGUGACGCGAAGCCCCUAGCGACACCAAUGGCUACCUCGAUCAUGCUUGAUCCGGAUGAAAAUGGAGAGAAGGUAAACCAGCGGGAGUACAGGAGCAUGAUUUGCUCCCUCCUAUACCUGACGGUGAUAAGACCUGACAUUCACUUUGUCGUCUACUUGUGUGCCCGCUUCUAA